AUGAAAAAAGGAGAAAAAGAGAUACAGGAAAGUGUGUAUAUUAUGAGACACCUGCAAACUGCACUUUUGGGUAGACCAGCCAUUCAGAAGCUGGAGCUUGUAGCUAGAUUAAAUGAGAUAACUGCUGAAAUAUUAAAAACUAGCUAUCCAAAGCUAUGCAGUGGCUUGGGAGAGGAGAGAAGGUUAAAGGAUGCAGAGAGAUAUGAUGCACGCCACAGAGCAAGAGUCCUUAGUAAACUUACUCCAGGACAAGGCGUGUGGAUUAAAGAUCAAGGCACAAGUGGAGCAGUGGUUACCAGUCAUUCUACUCCACGGUCAUACAUCGUGGAAGGACCCCAUGGAUUGAUUAGGCGAAAUCGUCGUCAUUUGGUUGCCAUGGAGCCUUCGACAGAGCCAGAAGUACCGGAAGGUGAUGUUGUUGCAGAACAAGUUCCACCGAGUUCUGAGGAAUCUUCACCUACUCCUAGAACCAGGUUUGGGAGACGGGUUGUGAAACCAGAUAGACUGAAUUUGUAG
Messenger RNA from Menidia menidia (Atlantic silverside), 516 nucleotides. Lineage: Eukaryota; Metazoa; Chordata; Actinopteri; Atheriniformes; Atherinopsidae. The record is from the annotation of a GenBank genome assembly.